Camponotus floridanus (Florida carpenter ant) is the source of this 579-nucleotide messenger RNA. Its product is annotated as mucin-5AC-like. The record is from RefSeq and is a predicted model, not a curated record. The transcript has 3 exons. Bases 1 to 579 code for a protein of 192 amino acids. Lineage: Eukaryota; Metazoa; Arthropoda; Insecta; Hymenoptera; Formicidae.
AUGACGACGAUGACGAUGACGACGACGACGACGACCGAGGCGGCCACGGUGUCCACGGUGGCGACGGCCAUGGCAACGGGCCCGAUGACCACGGCACCCACGAUGGCGACGGCGACGGCGACAGCCCCGACAGCCACGGCAUCGGCCCCGACGGCCACGGCAUCGGCCCCGACGACGGCGACGGCGACAGCCUUUACAACUAAAAGACGGCAGAAAAUCCUCACAACGGGGCUAAAAACACCCUCGCAGGCGGCCGACUGGGAAAGGAAGAGGAUCCUGAAAAAGACGAGGAUACAGUCUGGCCAGCCGGUCCUGUCCCCAAGAAGCCGAAAUACCGUCGGACACUGUCGCCCGUGGAUCCUGGGCUCCUGCGUAAGGGCAACGCCGUCCAACAGCUGUGAUUCUGAAGGGGGCGGAGAAUCAACCCCCGUUCAUCCGAAAAUUGAUAGAAUGCGCGGAAUAUCGGCGCGGGAUCUGAGGGCCUCACGGACGCAGAUGAGAUCAAACACUGUUCGUUGGCGUCUUGAUUUAGAGAUACCGUCGCAGGGCGACGAAUAUUCCGUAAAGAUUAUCGCGUAA